Triticum aestivum (bread wheat) is the source of this 1570-nucleotide messenger RNA. RefSeq names its product myb family transcription factor PHL7. The record is from RefSeq and is a predicted model, not a curated record. The transcript has 8 exons. Gene Ontology annotation, molecular function: DNA-binding transcription factor activity; DNA binding. Bases 470 to 1330 code for a protein of 286 amino acids. NCBI's taxonomy places the organism in Eukaryota, Viridiplantae, Streptophyta, Magnoliopsida, Poales, Poaceae.
UUGGGCAGGUUUGGGCUGAAAUCUGGUCCUUCCGAGCCGGUAGCACAGAGAGAGAAGGUGGGAGGCGAAUCUCGUGAAAUUCUCUCUCCACUGCUCGCCGGAAACCAAGAAAUCGCCAACCCACGAAUCUUCCCUCACAACCAGUCCACACCGCCGCGCCAAGUCCCGAUCUUGCCGGCCGAGCUACACUCCGGCCGUCGCCAGUUCCCCGGCUCGAGCCUCCCGCCGCGAAUUCGGACGGCUCGUCGACCCUGCCUGGAUUGCAAGCAUGAGUAUGCGAUGGUGCACCGUCCCAGCUGUGGGCACAAGUAUUCCAAUAUCAGUUUGUGUUGCCUCUGUGACUCGAAUGAUUUGAUUGAUCUGCCUUGUAAACAGAACGACCAGUGGAAUGAUGAGAUAAAGAUGAUGAACAGUAUAUACACCAGCACUAGAGUCUAAUCGUAGCAACUCAGCCGCUCACCUGCAGCAAAUGGAAUCAGGUGAAAACAACAUGGGCUCGAAUGAUGGACCAAACAGCAAAGCUAACUUGGCUGCGAGGCAACGCUUACGGUGGACAGAUGAGUUGCAUGAACAAUUUGUGGAGGCUGUUACUCAACUUGGCGGUCCUGAUAGAGCAACUCCUAAAGGAGUUUUGAGAAUUAUGGGUACACCAGGAUUAACAAUAUACCAUGUGAAAAGUCACCUACAGAAAUACAGGCUAGCAAAGUACAUUCCCGACUCUUCAGCUGAUGGUAACAAGGCUGAUAACAAAGAUCCAGGGGAUUCACUAGCAGGACUUGAUGGAUCCUCUGGAAUGCAGAUAUCUGAAGCCCUGAAGCUGCAGAUGGAGGUCCAAAAGCGGUUGCAUGAACAGCUCGAAGUACAAAGGCAGCUGCAGCUGCGAAUCGAGGCACAGGGAAAGUACCUUAAGAAAAUCAUAGAAGAGCAGCAGCGUUUCGGUGGCGGUGGUAUAAAGUCUGAAACACCUGGUGCAGGAGCUACUGUCACAGUGUCGAGCGAUCAGUUCCCCGAUUCUGAGAGGACAGACCCCUCGACUCCUGCACCGACAUCUGAAUCUGCAUCUCAAGGUGGGGCUUUCAAAAGAGACAGUGGAAGCCAGACUGAAGCAAUCAAGAGCCCAUGUCACGAUGAACCGCUGCUAACUGCAGAUUCCAACUGUCAUCCCGGUUCUCCUACUCUCAGUCCGAAGCAUGAGAGGGCAGCAAAGAGACAGCGAGGUAGCGACGCUGAAUUCCCGGAGGCCGAGUUAUCCCUUCCGCAGCAUAUCUUCGAGUCGAGCUCAGGGCCAGAGUUCCAGCAAUGUUCGGUGCCCUACUACUCGGGUCAUUAGCCUCCCGGCAGCUACAUUUUGGCAGCAUCUUAGAAUGGUGUCAUCUAAGGGGAUAUGUUGUAUGUUGACAAAAGUUGUUAGGUGUUUUCAGGUGGUUGUUUACAUGAUGCAUACUUACACAUGACAUCUAUAUCUUGCAUUUGUAGCGCCUUGACUUGUAACCUUAUUGGCAGAUGAGUUGACCAGUUUGGGUGGGGUGGGCACUGUUAGCCUGUUUUUACAUGCUAUGUUUUCUACUCU